UUCUGGACUAAAACAUUGCAUUUUUUUCUUUUUUAGCAUCAAUAAUAAGCUCCAGCAGCCAGAGGCUGCAUCAGGAGUGCUGGAGUAUGCCAUGAAACACUUUGGAGAACUGGAGAUUCAGGCCACCUGGUACGAGAAACUUCAUGAGUGGGAAGAUGCUCUGGUCGCCUACGAUAAAAAAAUUGACAUGAACAAAGAUGAUCCGGAGCUAAUUCUUGGUCGCAUGAGAUGUCUGGAAGCGCUAGGAGAAUGGGGUCAGCUGCACCAGCAGUGCUGUGAGGAGUGGACUCUGGUUAGCGAAGAGACUCAAGCUAAGAUGGCCCGCAUGGCAGCAGCUGCAGCAUGGGGACUGGGCCACUGGGACAGUAUGGAAGAGUAUACCUGUAUGAUCCCACGAGACACCCAUGAUGGAGCCUUUUACAGGGCAGUGCUUGCUCUACAUCAGGAUCUCUUCUCAUUGGCUCAACAGUGCAUUGACAAGGCCAGAGAUCUACUAGAUGCUGAGCUCACUGCCAUGGCUGGAGAGAGUUACAGUAGAGCAUAUGGGGCCAUGGUGUCAUGUCAGAUGCUGUCUGAGUUAGAGGAGGUGAUCCAGUAUAAACUGGUUCCUGAAAGGAGGGACAUCAUCAGGGAAACAUGGUGGGAGAGGCUGCAGGGUUGCCAGCGUAUUGUGGAGGACUGGCAGAGGAUCUUGAUGGUGCGCUCCCUGGUCAUUAGUCCACAUGAGGACAUGAGGACGUGGUUGAAGUACGCUAGCCUCUGUGGAAAAAGUGGAAGACUAGCACUAGCCCAUAAGACCCUUGUUCUCCUACUUGGUGUGGAUCCCUCCAAACAGCUCGACCAUCCCCUGCCCACUGCCCACCCUCAUGUCACCUAUGCUUAUAUGAAGUACAUGUGGAAGAGCACUCGCAAGAUUGAUGCAUUCCAGCAUAUGCAGCACUUUGUGCAGGGGAUGCAACAGCAAGCACAACACGCCAUUGCAGCCGAUGACCAGCAGCACAAACUGGAGCUGCACAAACUAAUGGCACGGUGUUUUCUGAAGCUGGGGGAGUGGCAACUCAGCCUUCAGGGUAUCAAUGAGAGUACCAUCCCUAAAGUGUUACAAUAUUACAGUCACUCAACGGAACAUGAUCGCAACUGGUACAAGGCCUGGCACGCUUGGGCAGUAAUGAACUUUGAGGCUGUGCUUCACUACAAGCACCAGAACCAGGGCCGGGAUGAGAAAAAAAAACUACGACACGCUAGCGGUGCCAGUGCCAACAGCGAAGCCAGUAACAGUGACAGUGAGGCAGACAGCACAGAGCACAGUCCUGUACCCUCCCCUGGACAGAAGAAAGUCAAUGAGGAUUUGUCCAAGACUCUCCUUCUGUACACAGUGCCUGCAGUACAAGGAUUCUUCAGAUCUAUCUCACUUUCACGUGGAAAUAACUUACAGGACACACUGAGAGUCCUGACCUUAUGGUUUGAUUAUGGGCACUGGCCUGAGGUGAAUGAAGCUCUGGUUGAAGGUAUUAAGACCAUUCAAAUAGACACCUGGUUACAGGUUAUUCCUCAACUGAUAGCGCGAAUCGAUACACCACGUGCGCUGGUGGGACGUCUUAUUCACCAGCUACUCACCGACAUUGGCCGCUACCACCCUCAGGCUUUGAUUUAUCCACUCACUGUGGCCUCCAAGUCCACCACCACUGCCCGCCACAAUGCAGCCAACAAGAUCUUGAAGAACAUGUGUGAGCACUGCAACACGCUGGUCCAGCAAGCAAUUAUGGUAAGUGAGGAGCUGAUCAGGGUGGCUAUUCUGUGGCAUGAAAUGUGGCACGAGGGGCUGGAGGAGGCGUCACGUCUGUACUUUGGAGAGAGGAAUGUCAAGGGAAUGUUUGCCGUCCUGGAGCCCCUUCAUGCCAUGAUGGAGAGAGGGCCACAAACUUUGAAAGAAACGUCAUUUAAUCAGGCUUAUGGUCGAGACCUAAUGGAGGCGCAGGACUGGUGUAGAAAGUACAUGCGAUCAGGUAAUGUGAAGGACCUGACGCAGGCCUGGGACCUGUACUACCACGUGUUCCGCAGGAUCUCCAAACAGCUGCCACAGCUCACUUCUCUAGAGCUUCAGUACGUCUCGCCUAAACUGCUUAUGUGUCGUGAUCUGGAGUUGGCUGUGCCUGGAACAUAUGACCCUAAUCAGCCAAUAAUACGUAUCCAGUCCAUUGCUCCCUCACUGCAGGUCAUCACCUCCAAACAGCGUCCACGCAAACUCACCAUCAUGGGUAGCAACGGUCAUGAGUUCAUGUUCCUGCUGAAGGGUCAUGAAGAUCUACGGCAAGACGAGAGGGUCAUGCAGCUUUUUGGCUUAGUGAACACUCUACUAGCUAAUGACCCAGCCUCCUUACGCAAGAAUCUAAGUAUUCAGCGCUAUGCUGUGAUCCCACUUUCCACCAACUCUGGUCUGAUCGGCUGGGUACCUCACUGUGACACGCUGCAUGCACUGAUUCGAGACUACCGAGAGAAGAAGAAGAUUCUACUCAACAUUGAACACCGCAUUAUGCUUAGGAUGGCCCCUGACUAUGAUCACUUGACUCUCAUGGAGAAGGUGGAGGUGUUUGAGCAUGCCGUGAACAAUACAGCAGGAGACGACCUGGCCAAACUGCUCUGGCUUAAGAGUCCCAGUUCAGAGGUUUGGUUUGACAGGAGGACCAACUACACCCGCUCACUAGCUGUCAUGUCCAUGGUUGGUUAUAUCUUAGGGCUCGGGGACAGACAUCCUUCCAAUCUAAUGUUGGACAGGCUUAGUGGAAAGAUACUACAUAUCGAUUUUGGAGAUUGUUUUGAGGUUGCAAUGACCAGAGAAAAAUUUCCUGAGAAAAUACCUUUCAGAUUAACCCGGAUGUUAACCAAUGCCAUGGAGGUAACCGGACUGGAUGGUAACUACCGUAUUACAUGCCACACAGUGAUGGAAGUACUGCGUGAACACAGGGACAGUGUCAUGGCUGUGCUGGAGGCCUUUGUCUAUGACCCAUUACUCAACUGGAGGCUUAUGGAUACAAACACUAAAGGAAAUAAGCGCUCCAGGACCAGAACUGACUCCUACACGGCAGGACAGUCUGUUGAAGCCAUGGAGGGUAUUGACCUGGGAGAAACAACCCACAAAAAGCCUGGAACUACAGUACCUGAGUCAAUUCACUCCUUCAUUGGAGAUGGUCUUGUGCAACCUGAAGCCUUGAACAAAAAAGCCAUCCAAAUUAUCAACAGGGUGCGGGACAAGCUAACUGGACGAGACUUUUCCCAUGAUGAGACCCUGGACGUACCUACUCAAGUGGAGCUGCUCAUCAAACAAGCUACUUCGCAUGAAAAUCUGUGCCAGUGUUACAUUGGAUGGUGCCCUUUUUGGUAGAGCUUCAUAUUGCUACUGCUUUCUUUUUCUGUAUUUUUCCCUUAAAUUCACCUAGGAGAGUGAUGAAAAUUGACAUUGAUUUGAAAAAAUGUGAGCAUUUCUUUACUAGUACAAUUUUGAAAAGUGAAGCAGUCACUUUUCUAAGCAAACCCCUGAAAAAUCUGAAGAAUUAAUCUUGGAUGAGGUUGUGUUAUAUGGCUAUAACAUUGUCAGUGUUUCAUGUUAUUUGAAAUGAUUUGUACAAGCUGUACAAGGUCAAAUAUCACCAAAAUUAAAUAAAUAAAAAAAUUAAAGAAAAA
Molecule: messenger RNA, 3681 nt
Organism: Megalobrama amblycephala (Wuchang bream)
Lineage: Eukaryota; Metazoa; Chordata; Actinopteri; Cypriniformes; Xenocyprididae
Product: serine/threonine-protein kinase mTOR
Exons: 30
Coding region: 92-3382 (1096 amino acids)
Biological process (GO): TOR signaling; negative regulation of macroautophagy; protein phosphorylation
Cellular component (GO): nucleus; TORC1 complex; TORC2 complex
Molecular function (GO): protein-containing complex binding; protein serine/threonine kinase activity; protein binding
Source: RefSeq, a predicted model, not a curated record